CGGCUGAGCCGUGUGUGAGUGCGUGCCGUGUGCGGCUCUCGCGGAGGUCGUUCUGCCUGCGCGGGCGCGCGCGCUUGGAGCAACCGAGUCUCGUCAUCGGCCGGGCUCGCCGCAGCCGUCCUGCUCGUCCUUCCUGCGGGCUCGUUCGCUCCGACUUGUCGUCUGCAAACGCCGCCGCUUGGAUUCGCUGCUCCCUCGUGCUCGCCAAGUUCCCUUGGUUACCCCUUGGUUUCUGGUGGACGCAUCUCUCUUUCGUUCUUUUCUUGCCGCCUUCUGUAGUAGAGGUCAGUGCCGGCCGGGAGCAGCAUCCGGCAACACCGUGGGUUGAACUUCGCUUGCCUGCCAUCGGCUUGUGCCCUUUUGUUGAUAGCGGUGUCUCAGACAGAAGCUUUGGUGCGUGCGUGUGUUCUUAGCUUUCUCUUUCUCUCUUUUUCUGUCCGCCCGUUUCUCUCGCACUGCUUUUUUUGUGUUUUGUGUUUCGAACCUGCGUAUUGUGUGAAUUGGCCGAGUCGCGGGAGAUGUCGCCGAAAGUUCGCUGCUCGGACCGCGAACGCGGCACUUGGGUCUCAAAUGCCGUCAUCUGACUACAGCGUGUUGCGACGUCGACCUGUGCCCGUGGUGUCACGGAGAGUUUGGAUUACGUGCCCCAUUCCUCGACGGACGCGGAGUUGGGCACGGUGGUGAGCUGCGGCUGCUGCUCGCGGAACACGUGCCCACCUGCCCGUGGAUGACUGCCCCAGCACGGCGCCCGCCUUCCUCGGUGGCUGGCGAAGGACCAUGUCCAGGAGGGCACUGGGCAGCACCAGCGGCACCUACCACGUCCAAGCCUCCGAGUCAGCCCGUGACGCCAAGAGUGUCAAGACCCUCCGUUGCAUCGUCUUCUUCCUGGAUGACAGCCAGCAUACCUUCGAUGUUGAGAAACGAUCCAAAGGCCAAGUUUUAUUUGACCUCGUCUUCCGACACUCCGAGCUGGUGGAAAAGGAUUACUUUGGGCUGCAAUUUUCAGAAAAGGCAUCGGCCAUUGAUGGCAUGAGGUGGCUUGAUCCUGUAAAAAGCAUCAAAAAACAGAUGAAAGUUGGACCUCCGUACCUGCUUUACUUUCGUGUAAAGUUCUACGUUUCUGAUCCCAGCAAACUUCAGGAAGAGUGGACGAGGUACUACUUUUUUCUUCAACUCAAGAAGGACAUCCUAGAAGGGAGGUUGGUUAUCCCACCAGCCACGGCAGCUCUUCUUGCCAGCUACGCUGUUCAAUCUGAACUGGGAGACUACAAUCCUGAUGAUCACAAGCAUGGCUACCUGGCUGACAUGAGAUUAGUGCCUCAUCAAACGGAAGAGCUGGAGGAAAAGAUUGCUGAGCUGCACAAGCUGCACAAAGGCCAGAAUUCAGCAGACGCAGAGUUCAACUUCCUCGAGCACGCAAAGAGGUUGGACAUGUACGGUGUGGAUUUGCACAAGGCAAGGGUAAGGGACUCUACACAAGCUGAGAUUCAGCUUGGCGUGACGUCCUAUGGUCUCGUAGUGUUUCAGAACAACAUACGCAUCAACACCUUCUCCUGGGCAAAGAUAGUGAAGAUCUCAUUCAAGAGAAAACAGUUCUUUAUUCAGUUGAGAAGAGAAGGGACUGAAAGCUACGACAAUCUCCUCGGCUUCAACAUGCUCAGCUACCGAUCAUGCAAGAACCUGUGGAAAUCGUGUGUGGAGCACCACACCUUCUUUCGCCUGAACUUGCCCCGUCCAACCACCAAGCGGUUUCUCUUCAGCCUCGGUUCCAAGUUCAGAUACAGCGGCCGAACAGAAUACCAGACACUUGAAGACAUGAAGAAGAGGGGCCUAGAUGACCGGCCUUUUCUCAGGUCCCCCAGCAAGCGUUGCAUCCGACAGACCGUGCCAACGCCCACAGAUGCCCGCGACAAGCCGUCCAAAAGCCUGGCCCGAAUGAACGGGACGUCCAGCGCACAUGUGCGCCCCUACGACAGCUUCAGCCACAAAGUACAAAUUUCCGGGCCCGAGUACCUGCCGCGCAAAGCCUGGGUCGACGGCGCUCUGGAUGCCCAAGCAUUUACACCUGCCAUUCCUCCCAAGAUGAUUCGAUACGCUGACGACGACUCUCUUCCAGAGCUGAUAAUGGCGAACGGCUCGGCCGGCGCGGACGACGUCGGGCCCCCGCCGGUGCGCGUGUGCAUGCGUCCCGACGCCGAGGGCCGGUUCGGCUUCAACGUGAAGGGGGGCGCCGACCAGAGCCUGCCCAUCUUGGUGUCCCGGGUGGUGCCGCACACGCCCGCCGACACGUGCUCGCCGCGGCUGCGCGAGGGCGACCAGCUGCUGCUCAUCAACGGCCGGGACGUGGCCGGCCUGUCGCACGAUCAGGUGGUCAAGCUCAUCCGGGCGCCCAAGGACAAUGGAGAGCUCGUGCUCACCGUCAAGGCACAAGUACCCGCAGGCGAGCAGAUCGAGGAGCCCGACUUUCAGUACAUUCCGGACUCUGCAGUGGCGGGCCGGGGCAACCGAGCCGGCGGAGGAGCGCUGGCCGAGUCGAUGCUGCUCUUGGCCGAGGGUCUUGAGAGCGGCGCCACCAUCGCCCAGUUUGAGCAACUGUACCGCAAGAAGGCAGACUAUACUAUGAAAUGUGCCAGGCUGCCUGCCAACCUGUCUAAAAACCGAUACAGAGAUAUCUCCCCAUAUGAUGUCACUCGAGUCAUCCUUCAGGAAGGCACAUCUGGGGACUAUAUAAAUGCUAGUUAUGUAAAUAUGAACAUCCCCACGUCGGGCAUUGUAAAUAGGUACAUAGCCACACAAGGUCCUUUGCCCAACACCACGAUAGAUUUUUGGGAGAUGGUCUGGGAGCAGCAGUGCACUCUGGUGGUGAUGCUGACAACACUGGUGGAGCGGGGCCGCAUCAAGUGUCACAAGUACUGGCCAGACCUGUAUGAAACAGACACCUAUGGCCAUCUGCAGGUGUCCUGUGUACGACAGAAAGAAACGCCAUCCUUUGCUUUUCGUGAAUUCACCCUCAUAAACACACAGAACCGGGAGGAGCGGCACAUCACCCACAUGCAGUACCUAGCAUGGCCAGAUCACGGAGUGCCCGAAGAGGCCUCGGAAUUCUUGGGGUUCGUGCAGCGCGUCAGGAGAAGCAGGGACGGCAUGGUGGAGCCCACCGUGGUGCACUGCAGUGCUGGCAUUGGCCGCACGGGUGUCCUCAUCCUCAUGGAGACGGCCAUGUGCCUCAUCGAAGCCAACGAGCCUGUCUACCCGCUCGACCUUACACGUGACAUGCGGGAUCAGCGCGCCAUGCUCAUCCAGACCUCUAGUCAGUACAAGUUUGUUUGUGAGGCUAUCCUCAAGGUGUACAAUGAUGGUGUUGUCAAGCCUUUGCCUGAGUACCAGAGAUGCUUAACGACCACUGUCUGAUGAAAGGACAAAUCAACACCCGUCUUCUGUCAGCUUGUGCCAGAAUGCAAGGACUUGUUCAUCACCGACACAACUGCAGCACUGGUCCCCAUUUUGCCGCAUUCGCCCUCUUCUCAUGCGUUCAUUUCACAAGGCCCACCAUUUCUACCACAUAGCAGCACCACUACAAGUAUGAAGCUUGUGGACUGUGGAGUUUAGAAAAUCUAAACUUGCAUGAUGAAGAAUGACACGAAUUAGCAAAACAUCCACACAGUGUGUGUGCGGCCGCCCUGACUGCGUCAAGAGCCACGCAUGAGCCUCGCAGCAGAUGCUCCUACCACUUGCUGCGUCUAGAGUGUGCAUAUGAUGAUGACGUCACACCUACGCUGUGUGAAACAUUUUACAUUUUUCGUGACGAUGCGAGUGUCGCCGCUUCUCCCAGUGAAUCCUCGUCAUGUAUUUAGCACUCCAUCUUGAAAAGACUGUGCAAAUGUUAUUGCUGUCUUGCUGCUGCUGCAGCUGCUGUAUUUUUAUAGUGCCCUUUUUAGGAAUUUUUUUUUUUUUGUACAUAAUGGUGUGAACUUUGUCAUUGUAGAUAAAUGUUUGGAAACCCUGUUACCGUCCCUUCAUUCCUUCUGGCCUCCCGGUAUCAACGUGCACAUUUAUGUGAUAGAAGGAAAGCUAGACUCCCCGUCACCAUCUUAAGUUUAAAAAAGAGACUGCCAUCUUUUAUUUUGUUAUUUGUGUUCUUUUUUUUCAUUGAAGUGCCACGUUUUUCAAUUUCUCGGCAUGAGCAGGUCAUGUUGGUAGCUGAAAAGUUCUUGUUUCUAAAUGUACGUAAAAUAGGCAGCAAAGUACGGAGCAGUGUUAGUGGAAAAAUGCAGUGGUGCGUGCGAUGCAUUAUGAAUCCAAGUGAGUUCAUUCACUUGGGUUCUGGCAGCACAGCAAUGUCAUAUUACGUCGGUAAAGUAAAAGAACUGCUUUGAAAACCCUUGCUGCAGUAUAGCUGCUGCGAAAUAACACCAAGCACACGGAACUGCUCAUAUUGAGCAAGCAGCUUCCAGCUAUUACUCUUGAGCUCUGCAGGUUGGAAUGUGUUUCGUAUUCCAAUGUUCUUGUAUGGGCUAGUGAGCUCUCAAAAUAUAUAAACACUAUUCUGUGGCACUUCUCGUAUUCAAAUCUUCAGGCAUGCAGAAAAUGCACAAUCCACUAAACAUUGAAUAGAUAGUCCUGGAUUUCUUAUAUAUAUAUAGUUGUGACAAAGAUGAAACAGAGUUCAAAGCUAGCAGCCCAUCUGUUGUGCAGUAUUAAUUUCACUGCUCUGUGGAAUCAGAAAUUGAAUUCUGAAAAAUAUUGGCAGUUACAAGAUGUGGCACGUUGGGUGUAUAUGGGAACUCGUGAGUGUCAGGUGCACGGCACAAGUUGUAACACCUUGCUGUACAAGACAUACCAGCCAACUUCUGUUCAUUCGAGAAACUCCCACGAGAUUGCUGCAAUUGGUCAAAUAGUCCCCCUUGAGUGAAUCACAAGAAAAGGCAAAAACCCGUCCACAACAUGCGAUCACUUCCUUUUGUCAUGUAUUCCAAAACUGUCAGUUGCUGUUAUUAGACUCGAGAUGGCACGCUGCAAAAAGCAUCAGUGUGCUUGAACACCUCUUCAGCAUUGGCCUCUUCACAAGAAAACGCUUCUGCCGCAUCAGCUGUUUUUAGUAGGCUGUGCUUGGGAGAAUUGCCAUCGCUCUCUUCAUUGCCAAUGACCUUGGUGUUUAUGGAGCACACAAUUUCAGUGGGGGUCCAAGGAUCAUUAUUGAAAAGAAUUGUUUAAGAAGCUUCUUAAGAGAUGCUGCCAAAGGUUGUUCGAAAAUAAGUAUUUAACCUUAAUAACGUCUGCUCCUCUCAGUGCCAUCCAGACAGUCCGAGUGAUCACUCCCCAUUUGUCUUCCUUGCAUUCUCUUUUGCAGAGCAUACUUGCAUGCACAUUUACUCACCAGCUCGGCCUGGCACUUGCAAAUGAAUUGGUACAUCAAGUUUCACUGGAGUGCUCAUUCUUUUGGAAGUUCAGCUGUCUAAUUUAUUAAGUUAAAUAAUGGGUUUUGUUCACCACCCAUUGGCUAUUGUAGUAGUUCUGUGGCUAAACACACCUCAUUUCACAUCCAAUGGCUUGUCAGCUGCUUCAGUGCAGCUAAUCCACUGCCAAGGGUAGUGCAGUUACAUUGAGCACAUCUGCGAACAGUGAAUUUUCUAAUGCAUGUUUUAUUCGGCAUCGAGCUGAUAGAUGGCUCAGCCCAUGGGAGUGUUAUUGCAUCUGGCCAGCAUUCUCUGACAAGUGAAUUAACAUAACCAAAUUAAUCUAAAUGGAAGCCGUACUGUGUUAUUUUACAUAACUUGUGGAUCGCACAUGAGAAAAAAAAAGAAAUCAGAAUGAACAAGUACAAAUACGCAUUUUGUUAAGUUUGGCUUUAUUUCUGCUUAUAGAUUGCACAUUUUAUAGUGGGGAGCGAGUGCAGGCAUAAUCAAUAAGCCCAAGAUGUAGCACUUGCUGCUUCUGCCAUAGUUUGACAAAGCGAAAUGUGGCAUCAUUCCUAGUCUUUAGGCUUGCCUUAUUGAUUAAUGCAGAUAUGUGGGAAGAAAGCACAGGAGCCUAAUCAUUUUCCGAAUGCACAUGCACUUUCUUUGAGAACUUUACCACGUUUGUUUACUUUAAAAAAUAAUCUAAGUAAGGGUCUCCUAGAGGCUUCACUGAUAGUAGCAUCGACAACCUGGUGCUUCACAAUGUGCCCUGCACCACUCGCUAGAAAGUGCUUGCACUUUGUGGAAGUUCUUGGCUUGUAAGAAACUCUCGAACUGUACGAAAAGAUAUGUCUAUUCCCACUGCUUAACGCCUUUCAUCGAUCUUAAAAUUCUGCCCUGGGAUUUCACAAUUGGUGGUCGACGAAAUGCAGCAUGUGUACAGCCCGUGGUUGUAGCUGUGAGCCAGUUUAAAAAGUAUUGCAUCCAAAAAUGGGCAUGUCAAUGUCAAUGUAUGCAGGGCAGCCACUGAACCACUUGGUCAUAGUUGUGCCGCAGAAAUAUGACUAAACUUUGCACUUGGAGUCGACUUGCAUUAUUUCAAGCUCCUGCAGAACACAGCUUUUUCUUCGAAGUAUCCAUUGUUGAAUAUGACUUCAAAGAGGGUUGCACAUUUUUAUGCUAACAGGUGUGCACGUAUAAUUAACGCUUUCCUCUGCACAAUUGUAAACAAAGCUUGGAUGCAAGACUAAUGUAUGGUUCGUGAACGAACAGAGAGGAACAGUGUUUCCAUGCACACACUGACAGAUAUUGGAGCCACAAAUGCAUGACUGGGUGGGUCAGUUCGAGCCAUUUUGUAUUCAUGCUUGUCAGUACACAUAAUGGCCAGAGUAUGAAAUGUAGGCGUGUGUUAGCUUUCAAGCCUUGUUCACGACUGUCUCUACUGCUGUUUUUACUGCACGACUAUACCCUAAGAAGCCAAAAUGUCUGAACAGAAAACGUCACUUGAAUUAAGCAGCCUUGAAAAGCACGGAACACAGAGAGAGUCUACAAAUAUUUCAAGACUUUGUUCGAAAUUGAUAAGAGUUUUAAUUGCUGCCCGUUGGCUGUAUUUGCUGUGCCCUGCAAUGUAUUGGUGCGAUACUAUCGGCCAAAAAUGAAGUGCAUUCAGUAGAGACGGGCAACUAUAGGUCUGUAUUGUAGAUCUAAUGAAAUGCUGGAUUCCACAGUUCAGCUGGCUUUAUACAAGCUACUGUGGCCACAUCGUCAGGUUCAACCGCACUAGACCGAUGUCUCAUCACUGUGUUUGUUGCGCAGCAGCCCUCAUGUGAUAUGCCAAAUGGGGGUGGGGCAUUUGGUGUGCUGGUAAAUAGGUUGUGCAAUUGUUAGGUGGUGCUGCCACCAGGCUCUGAUAUUGCACCUGAUUUACAACCAUCUGGACAUUCUUUUUUAACACGAUAAAUAUGAAUGUCUGUGCAUGUCAAACUCUGUAAACUUGUGAGUCAUUUUCAAGGUCUUGGGCUUGCUCGUAUAUAAAAGAACAUCUAUUUUGUCUUUGUCAGUGAUUAACGUAUAUCUUCAAAAGCCUGUUUUUAUUAGUAUCAGUACAUCAUCAUUCUGGAUUAGUCGAAAACCUUCUAAUGCGUAAAUAUCUAGUGCUCUGGACGAAUUCUGGAUAAUCCAUCCUUUUUUUUUUCUUCCUUUUUUGUACUUUCCCCCAAUAAAUUGAGAUGGGAUGGACUGCUUUUGCAUACGUUCUUGUAAUGCCCAGUGGGAACUUGGUUUUAAGAGAAGUGAGUUGUUAUUGUUACAACUUUUUCAAUCAAUAAUGGUAGCAUUGUAGAGACCAUUGACGUAUGCUCUUCAGCACUUAACUUCAUGCCACAUUUCUACCGAUUUGUUAAGUCCAUCUAGUUCAUAGUUCAAAGUUCUUUCGUCCUCUUGCAUCAUUUACACAUGGGUUCCAAGCUUAGCUUCUUUGUUGCCCGCACAGAUGUGCUUGCAAAAUGUCACAGGAAUGAAAGUGUUGGAAGACUUGCUUUGUGUACCACAUUGCACUAGUGAUAAAAACACAAAAAAAGUCAAGGCAGUCUAUUUUGCACAGGUGUUCUCAAUGUUGUCUUGAUGUGAAUUUCCUAACGCCCUUUCUCCACACCCUCUUUGUAGCAGACUAUCGCAGUCAAGUACUCCGACAGGGUUACCUUGGCUGUGUAUUCCUACAGGAAAUGUUACGUACAGCAACCAAUGUCACCACCUUUUCUUUGGUCAUGCUUAUGGAGCAAAUACCAGAGAAGGUUCCCAUUAACUGCUCCUAGCCAAAAAAAAGCCAAGUGCCCAUGUUUGGUAAUUCAAAUAAGGAACCGCUUCUGCAAUGUCAGUAUCUCUUGCUCGUAAGGCUUUUCAUGAAUGGUGCACUGGUUUCUGUAGCCACAUAUCUGUACCACUGCCAUCAACCUCUUUUGUACUUGAUGUGUGAGCAUCCAGAGAAGAAAAAUGCCAAUUUUCAGAAAGCUUGAGUGAUAGUGAUGCUGAGCCAACAAAACUUCUGCUAUCUUAUCUACAAGAUGUGUUUGAGCCAAUGUUGUUUAGUGUAUGUGUACAACGCAUACUUUCCUGUCCUGACUAGUGCAUCCUGUACAUACUAUGUGCUUUGUAUGAUUGUGCGUGUGUGCAUAUGACCACUUAUUACAGCGGAACAUGAUGUAUGUUUUCACUUUCCAGUGUACCAUUCUUGUGUUUUCUUUUUAAUGAUCUAAAAAGCCCGCUUUCAACAUGUGGCCAUCUUGAACAGACGUCCACUCCUCGAGGAUAUUAAAUGCCACAGCAUUCUAAGCGAUGCAAAGAGGAGAAAGAAAUUAAAGAAGUUACACAAAACA
Molecule: messenger RNA, 8773 nt
Organism: Dermacentor andersoni
Lineage: Eukaryota; Metazoa; Arthropoda; Arachnida; Ixodida; Ixodidae
Gene: Ptpmeg
Product: protein tyrosine phosphatase Meg
Biological process (GO): protein dephosphorylation
Cellular component (GO): cytoskeleton
Molecular function (GO): protein tyrosine phosphatase activity; protein binding
Source: RefSeq, a predicted model, not a curated record